CAAAAAUUCAAUCCAGACAUCGAAGUGGUCGGAGUGGAAUGGUGAACGUACGGGAAGCUGUGAAAAAGGACCUCGAAGUUGCAGAUCCUCCCCGCCACCGUGUUUGGAUUAAAUCUCGCACCAAGAGUAGAAAACUUGUCACUGAUUACGACAAGGAAAUUGCCGAGAAGAUAGCUCAAUUAGAGGAGAAGCUUAGUCAGGGACAAAUUCAGGUCCAGGGCCAAAACGAUAUCCUCACGCAGGCGCUCGGGACACCAGAGCAUCCUGGACGUGUCAGGGCUGCUGGGUUCCUGACCAGGGCAUCUCAACUGUUCGGCAGGAAGAAAAGGGAAGUGUCUGAUGUUGUGGCUCGGCAAGCGAAGGAGAUUGAAAAAUUAAAAGCCGAAGUAUCCUAUACAAUUUUGAGGACCAUGCGGCCAUUAAUCAGACAGUAA
This is a messenger RNA of Cannabis sativa, 434 nucleotides long. RefSeq lists its product as uncharacterized. The record is from RefSeq and is a predicted model, not a curated record. The transcript is spliced from 5 exons. Bases 39 to 434 code for a protein of 131 amino acids. Lineage: Eukaryota; Viridiplantae; Streptophyta; Magnoliopsida; Rosales; Cannabaceae.